Fragaria vesca subsp. vesca is the source of this 1582-nucleotide messenger RNA. RefSeq names its product aluminum-activated malate transporter 8-like. Gene Ontology annotation, cellular component: plant-type vacuole membrane. Gene Ontology annotation, biological process: malate transport. The transcript has 6 exons. The coding region runs from base 95 to 1582 and encodes 495 amino acids. NCBI's taxonomy places the organism in Eukaryota, Viridiplantae, Streptophyta, Magnoliopsida, Rosales, Rosaceae. The record is from RefSeq and is a predicted model, not a curated record.
CUUCCAGUAUCUUCUGUUUCCAAAGUACUCAGAGCGCGCCCAGAAAAGGAAAACCUUGUGGCAAAAGCUUUAGCCAUUUCAAGUUGCUAAAGCCAUGGAGAUCAUCAAUGAUCAGUUAGCCAGAGGUGAACAUCCGAAGGCCGGAGUUUUUGAACGUGCUUGGUCUUGGGUUAAGGCCUUGCCGGGAAACUUCAAAAACAAGGUUACCAAAGUUGCAAAGAACACUAUCAAGCUAGGAAAAGAUGACCCGAGAAGAGUCAUUCACUCUCUGAAAGUGGCUAUGGCUCUCACAUUGGUGUCCUUAUUGUAUUAUUGGAGAGCCCUUUAUGAUGGUCUUGGGGUUGCAGGAAUGUGGGCGGUUCUAACAGUGGUAGUAGUGUUUGAAUUCACUGUAGGUGCAACACUCAGCAAGGGUUUAAACAGAAGCUUUGCAACAUUACUUGCCGGUGCUCUAGGAAUUGGAGCAAAUCAUUUGGCUAGUCUCUUCGGAGAGCAAGGAGAACCCAUUAUCCUAGGUGUCCUUGUCUUUCUACUAGCUGCAGCAUCUACAUUUUCAAGGUUUUUCCCAAGGAUCAAAGAGAGAUAUGAUUAUGGGGUGUUGAUAUUCAUACUGACAUUUAGUAUGGUAACUGUAUCGGGCUAUCGGGUUGAGGGGCUCUUGCAGAUGGCCUAUCAAAGACUAAUUACAAUUUUAAUAGGUGGAGGAACCUGCAUAAUCUUAUCAAUUUUCUUAUGUCCAGUAUGGGCUGGUGAAGAUUUGCAUAGUCUUAUAGCAUCCAACAUAGACAAGAUUGCUAACUACCUUGAAGGAAUUGGAGGAGGUGAAUAUUUUCAACUUCCCAAGGAUGGAAAGUCUACCAAGGUCACACAAAACAAUGGAUAUAAAAGUGUCCUCAACUCAAAAAACACUGAAGAAUCCUGGGCAAACUUUGCAAGAUGGGAACCAGGACACGGACGCUUCAAAUUUCGUCAUCCAUGGAAGCAAUAUUUGAAGACAGGAGCCCUUGUCAGGCAAUGUGCUUAUCAGAUUGAAACUCUAAAUAGCCACAUCAACUCAGAUGUACAGGUGCCACAAGAAUUUUUACAAAUAAUCCAAGCCUCAUGCAUAACAAUGAGUACUGAGUCUGGCAAAGCACUAAAAGCUUUAGGCACAGCAAUAAAAACCAUGAAGGACCCAAAAUCUGCCUGUCAACAUUUGGAGAAUUCCAAAAAUGCAGUAGAAGAACUUCACAUUGCACUGAAAGCAGCAUCACUGGAAGAUGCCGACAUCCUUGCAAUCAUACCUGCAGCCACAAUUGCUUCAAUACUAGUUGAGAUUGUCACAUGUGUGGAGAAAAUUUCCAUGUCAGUUUACGAGCUUUCCCAAUUAGCAGAUUUCAAGGUGGUGGAAGCAACUGUUUCGCCAGAGAUUAAGCCACAAUUACUGCACAAAGGAAGCAUAAACCCUAUACUUCUGGAUGAUGGUGAUUAUAAUCCCCAUGUUGUGAUUAGAGUAGAUGAAAUAGAUAUGGGUUCUCAUCAAGAAGAUGACAAAAUUUCUCGUCAGACACCGAAAGGUCCAAAACAAAUCGAAGAAGUGUAA